AUGGCCGAGAUCAGUGAAAAUACUGACUUUGGCAGGUCUCAGGAAGACUUUUUCAAUGAACCGAGUGCACAGCGGCCGAAAUAUGGAACAUUUGAUGAGUUCCCCCGGCUUCGAGACCCUAGUUAUGGGAAUGUUAUGAAAUCUAGAACUGCUUUCCAAAUGAACUAUGUUGCGACAAAUCCAAUUGGCCCUCCUGAUUUGCUCUAUUACGGUAUAUACGCCGGGGCAACAUCAUAUCAGUUCACCCACAAUGAUUUCAACCCCCUUUUGAACCACAAUGACAAAGAUGUAGAUGGUUAUAUUGGAUAUUAUCAUUAUGUCAAUGGGCUUGACCACCACAACUCAUUUCAGACCAUACAAAACUAUGUAUUCAGUGUGAUGGGAAUAGAGCGUACACAGACGGAUUACCACUGGAAGCAUGGAACUAGUCACGGAUUCAGUUUUGAUAGUGGUAAAAAGGAGACGGUAGUUACAUUUUGCAGUUACAAUAUCUUUGACAAGUCAGAAUUCAGAUUGAGAAAUGUGAUAACCCCCAUUUCUGUGUCCCGGAAAACUGUUCUGAUAGAUACAUCAUUCCAAAUCGCUUCCAAUGACAGCCCCAAAGUGAACGCUUGGUUGAGUAUACACAAGGUGCCUCAAACAAUUUGGGAUGAAUUGAGAUGCUCGCUGUUGAUCAGAUUAUUCUGUCAAUUGGAUGAUCCUUCCAAGCAAUUGCCUGGAUUAGUGAGCUUGAACGAGUUUGUAUCCGUUAAGGAACAGGCUCAAGGCUCUAUUUCCUUGUUAAUUAAGUUCUUGUCUAAAGGGUACUUGACGGACUCGGAUUCGAGCUAUGGAGUAGUAACCGGAUGUGUAAAUGACUUGAAAAUCCUAGUUAAAACCAAUGUUUAUCGGAACCGGUUAAUUGACACAUUAUUGAGAUUAUGUGAGAUUGGGCCUAACGGUGGUUUCACCAGCUUUGCAAUUGAUGAAAUUAACAAGAUUAACGCAAAUGGAAACUGGGACUACGUGAUUUUGAUGCUUUUAAAACUACCUAAUAGCCGAAACACUACCAACGAGUUCAUCGAGCUCAUUUUCAAUCACUUAGCAAACAAUGAGUUGUUCUCAACCCAGUCGUGCUUGAUGUUGCUUGAGCAGGUGAAGUUCUUGAUCUCUAAAAACGACUACCAAAGUGCAUUAAAAGUAUCUGCUACCACCAUAAAGAUAUUACCAUUGGAUUUUGAAUGCUGGUUUUACCUUGCGUUGUGCUACACCUUGGAGGAGGACUAUGAGCAGGCUUUAAUAUCCAUGAACUCGUUUCCUAUGUCUUUUACUGAUGCAAGUGCGAUUCUUGUUUCAGGAGUAACUGACGAAUACUCAGGAUCUUUUGUCAGAAACUUCAAUAAUAACAAUGAGCCCAUAUCAGAGAAGACGUUUCUCAAAUACUUUCCACAACCAAAGAAGUAUAUAAACCUGUUGAUCGAUUCAGACAACCCAAAAGUUGAAGGUAAAAUGAAGAAUUUGUGGGAAGACAUAUUCAUUUUUGACCCAAAUGCAAGACAUCCUAUUAUGGGAAAUGACUUCUACCAAUCUCCGUUGGUUGUUAAAUCAGCAAAAGAGACGUCUCUAGUUGACUCCAAUUUGAUCAAGUUGGUUGGCCCUAACUCAACGAAAAUAAGAUUAUCUGCAUAUUCAGCCAAUUGCUCAGGCUCUUCCAUCUUAGAUUUCACUAGAAAGUCUACAUGGGGUAGAAGCUAUGAUCUACUCUCGUUCAUCGUUGCGCAAAUUGGCUGGGAUUCUACAGUUCUCUUAAAGAGCAAGAUCUUUGAGGACAAACAGAAAGAACAAAAACCUGGUUCAAGAGAAUUUGAAGUCAAUAACCAGGUGAAACUGUCUAUUCGGUGUGAAUCAUGGUUGGAAAAGUUGUUUAUGGUGAUUAUUCAGGACUUGAAGAUACUUAUUUCCAUAAGUUCUUCAGAAAGAGAACAAAAUCACAGUGCAUUAGAAUGGGAGGUGUUGGGAUUAUUAGGAUGGAACGUUAAAUAUCAUUUGAAAGCCUCAAUAAGCUCAUUGAUAACAGCUGUUAUGGGUGAUAGUGGAAGUCAUGGAUUUAAUUACUUUGGGUCAAUUCAGGUGUUGGCACUUUACGAUGAGUUUGUUUUAAGUGAUGUUAAUGACUCCCAAAUAGAUAUAUUCACCAACAGCUACAACAAGUCGCUAUUUACCAACAAAUUGAUAUUGAAACAAAAUGAAAAAGUAUUCCAAACUUUUACGAAAGCAGUGGAAACAGAACUUCUACCACUUGAUGUAAUUCUUUUGAUUAUCAUCAAGAUGAUUAGUUGGAACUUACGGUGGUACCAAUACGUACCCAACUAUCUCAUCAACACCGUUUUGGCCAAGUUGUCAAUUGUGCAUUCACCAGAAUACAUUAUAUCGAAAAUUAAGAUUGUGUUCGAACAGAACAAGAACCAUAAUCCCAACGAUAGGUAUCGGUUUUUGAAAUUCAUGAGGCCAUCGAGUACAACAGAAGAAGCAUGGCAGUUUGAUACUGAAGAUACAAUAACGACGUACAUCGAGAGAAUAAUUAACCGGAUGGGCACAAUCGAAAAUUAG
This is a messenger RNA of Yamadazyma tenuis ATCC 10573, 2589 nucleotides long. It is a transcript of the gene CHS6, whose product is annotated as Chs6p. The record is from RefSeq and is a predicted model, not a curated record. Gene Ontology annotation, biological process: Golgi to plasma membrane transport. Gene Ontology annotation, molecular function: protein binding. Gene Ontology annotation, cellular component: exomer complex. NCBI's taxonomy places the organism in Eukaryota, Fungi, Ascomycota, Pichiomycetes, Serinales, Debaryomycetaceae.